Messenger RNA from Phytophthora nicotianae INRA-310, 1431 nucleotides. RefSeq lists its product as hypothetical. Bases 478 to 1362 code for a protein of 294 amino acids. Gene Ontology annotation, molecular function: dynein heavy chain binding. Gene Ontology annotation, cellular component: axoneme. Lineage: Eukaryota; Oomycota; Peronosporomycetes; Peronosporales; Peronosporaceae. The transcript has 4 exons. The record is from RefSeq and is a predicted model, not a curated record.
CGUAGAAUAAGACUCAGAGGUGGGAGAACUCGAGGCAGAUACUUAGGCAGUGAUGUAGGAGUAGCUGACGAGAGUCUCAACUAUCUCAUUCUGGAUUUUGCAGAGUACAAUACAAGCAAGAGUUCAAAGGAAGCACCAGCUUCCCUCGCAAGUGUGUUCAUUCGGAUCCCACUACAAAGCGGUGAAGCAUGGGGUUUAAUUCGAGGGAGAGGUAGCCGUGUUUGCAGUAUGAUCCGCCUGACGCCGGUUUCAACAAGCGCACCCUCUUGACUUUUGCUGCACUCCCAAAUAUCACUACCCGAUUGAGGCGGACGGCUCCAUGUUUUCUUACGCAUUGAGUCCAUGGUAGUACGCUGUCUUGAAGUGGUCCUUUUUUUUUUUUUUUACUUUUAUCACUUUUUUUCAAAAAAAACUUCCGGCUUUUAGAACCGAGCCAAUACUUGUAAACGACUCCUCACCUUCAGUACGACAAGAAUCAUGACGACAGUAGGAAGAGCUAUGGAUCCUGUUGGUAGCAACAUUGUGCCAGAAGAGGAAGGUGACGGUGCUCAGCAUCUCGACGAUCUUCUGGAAGAAUUUUACUCGUUCAUGUACGAGAAGGCUGUGCUGGCAGGACCGACGGGAACGAGUCCAUCGAAGUCGAAGGUUACAGGCAAGAAUAAAGGUGGAGCUGGUUCCCCACCGCGUGGAUCUUCGCUGAUGCAUGAUACACACAACAAGCAAGUUGUUGGCGGACCUUCUACUACUAAUGCCCCAGUCUCAACGUCCCUUUCGAGAGAAGUUAUGGAUGCGUUGUUACCACCAAAAACUUGGAAGGAUGCACAGGGAAAGUGGCAACGUAUGGUGAGUAUGUUACCUGCAACACGAACGGAAACCCAGCGCCUUCAAGAGACCUUCGAUCAGCUAUUAAAGCUACACCAGGCACGAGUGCACGCGAUCUGUCCCGUACGAGAGAAAUUUUUCUUGCAAGUUUUCGAGGAGCUGAUUCGCGAAGUUUCCUGCGAGUGCCCAGAGCGAGGUUUGAUGCUGCUGCGUCUACAUAAUGAGCUGCGACUUACAGUCGAGGCGUAUCAGACGCUCUAUCAUAAUAGCAUCGCGUAUGGGAGGCAGAAGGCAGUUCAAGCCGAGGCUGGCAUUGGUGCGCUUGAAAAAGAAAUCAGUCGCCUGAAAGCUGAGCGUGAGCUUCUUGAAUCUAAGAAAAAGGAACUAACGCACAAAGUUAUGUUCUUGGAGAAACAACACAGCGAGGAAGAGAAGAAACGACAGCUUCGUCACGCUCACACAGUGCAAUUCUUGCAGACGCAGUGCCAAGAAUUAGAGCUUUUUCAUCGUGAAAUGACACAAGACCCGACGUGGAAAUAGAGCUUCACGUUAAAAAGAAAACUUUCAAAUAUUGCAGAUAUUCGGCCUUGAUUAGGUCGAUUUCUCGUC